AUGGGGUCAGAUGGGGAAAAAGCCUUUGACCAAGUAAAUAGAAACAAGCUAUGGAAGAUCCUUGAGCAGUACGAGAUCAAGGGACAACUGCAAGACACUAUCAAGGCUAUCCAUGCCAACAGCAGAAGCGCGGUCUGCAUUACCAGUGGAACGUCGGACUGGUUUCCAGUAACAGCCGGAGUCAGGCAGGGCUGCAGUCUUUCCCCUCUGCUCUUCGUGAUCUACAUAGACCAGAUUACUAAGGAGGCCAAUCCAGACCCAGAGGCACUGAACGAAGUCAUGUUUGCAAACGACUUUGCAAUGAUGAAUAACAGGACUCAACUGCAGGAGCAUAUGAACCAACUAAAUGCCCCAAAACCAACCAGCUCUGGGGGCAUAUAG
Aplysia californica (California sea hare) is the source of this 381-nucleotide messenger RNA. RefSeq names its product secreted RxLR effector protein 78-like. The transcript is spliced from 2 exons. The record is from RefSeq and is a predicted model, not a curated record. NCBI's taxonomy places the organism in Eukaryota, Metazoa, Mollusca, Gastropoda, Aplysiida, Aplysiidae. The coding region runs from base 1 to 381 and encodes 126 amino acids.